Molecule: messenger RNA, 481 nt
Organism: Dentiscutata heterogama
Lineage: Eukaryota; Fungi; Glomeromycota; Glomeromycetes; Diversisporales; Gigasporaceae
Source: the annotation of a GenBank genome assembly
AUGUAUUUGCAACCUUGCAAUGCAGGUAUUAUUUGGAGUUUUAAAGUAUAUUAUUAUAAACUAUUUUGUAAAAACCAUAUUGCAACUUAUGAAGAAGCAAUUGAAACAGAAAAUUUUAAAUUAGUCAAUCUUACCUUACAAAGAUUACAAGAAUUAAAAGAUACUGAUAUUAUAACAGAAAUUCAGUCUCUAAUUAGUCAGCUUCUAGUAACUAACCCAAUAAAAGCAAAAAAUUUUAUUGAAAUUGAUUAUAGUGUUAAAACAGAUAUAAUGUCUAGUAAUAAUAAAAUUAUUAAUACUAUACUUGAUAGUGACUGCAAUAAAGAUGAUAAAAAUGAAUCUGAAGUUUGUAUUUCUUAUAAGAAAGUUAUUACAAAUAUUAAUAAUAUUUUACUUUUUAUUAAUCAAGAUGAUAGAUUUAAAGUAGAUGAAUUUUUUGUAAAAAAGCUAAAUAGGUUUAAAAAAGAUGUAGUUAGAGAUA